AUGCUUUUCCCCUUCUUUCUUUCAUCCCCCUUCGGACAACUAUCAGCAGCAAUCAUUGAGCUAUGCUCCGGCGACGAUAGCCAGGCUCAUCAGUUUUCUCGCGCCCGCAAUGCUCGCCUGAUAAUGAGUAAUAUCAUCCCCGAAAUGCAAGAUCCUGCCACUGAACCAUACUGCAUUUGGUAUCCAGAACCUGCAUCGGAAGAAACCUACCGCGAGCUUGCCCGUCGGUAUCCAUCGAUGCGCUAUCAAGUCGGCCGCGCAUGUGCUGCUGCUUGGUAUACAGAUCUUUACAAAGAAUUGGAUCUUCUGCCAGGCGUAUCUAUUGCUGAAGAAGCCCGCAAUGCUGCCGAAGACGCCGACAUCUACAAAAUCAUUAUGUCGGCCCCUCAAAGAUGGGCUGUUAGGGAUGAUUUCACUCGAACGGUUAAUCUUAAAAACCCACAGACACCCGCGUUUCUAAACGGUAAUAUGAAGCCCCGACGGGCUUUAGGCCGGCGUGUUCCUCCUCCUAAGAACUUGCCAGAUACAACUGCGGAUGAUAUUGACAUUGAGGAAGAUGGAUAUAUUGGGUUGAAAGAAAAAAUCAGCAAAGUAGAUCGCGAUGCGAUACUCGGCCCAGGUGCGAAACUCGGCCCAGGAGACUCGGAGCAUUUGUGGAUGCCUCUUCCGCCUGAUCUUCCAGUUCUUGACAAAUUCCUUCCAACGCGAAUGGCUGCAUGGGAGGGUAACGUGGAUAGAUACGCACGGUUGAUGCACCCACGGAGGCUCAGAACGGAAACUGAAUACAAUUGUAUUCUUCGUGGGAUUUAUCACCAUACAAGUUUUGCCCGAUGGUGGGCCUAUCAGCUAGGAACUAACUCUAGGCGAAUCAUUCUCCCAGGUAAAUUGCUUAGCGAAGGCAAUGAGCGCGAGUGUCGUGAGAUUCGCACUGCGAUAAAUGCUCGCAAAAUCAUGAAUAAUGAUAUCUCUGACCUUGACGAUGACUCUGACUGCCUCCCUUGGCUUAUCUGA
Messenger RNA from Penicillium crustosum, 1011 nucleotides. RefSeq lists its product as uncharacterized. Lineage: Eukaryota; Fungi; Ascomycota; Eurotiomycetes; Eurotiales; Aspergillaceae. The transcript has a single exon. The coding region runs from base 1 to 1011 and encodes 336 amino acids. The record is from RefSeq and is a predicted model, not a curated record.